AUGGCCACUCUUGACUCCGUGAAGCACGCCCUUAGGCAUAUCGCCGAUACAUCACGGCCAGCGGUUCAUCAGAUAUUGUCCGACGCACUGUACAGCUCUGCGUUCGAUCUCCUAUUACAGGGCCCGGGAUGGACAUCUUACCGAGACUUCAUUAUUCCACAACUGUCUAAGCUGCUGGACCCCGUAUUCGACUCGCACGAUCAUGUUUCUGUACUGGAAAUUGGACCCGGCCCACAAAGUAUUCUAGGGCAUCUCUCGGACCGGGCAAGAAGGAAGAUCACAAAAUAUGCUGCGUAUGAGCCAAAUGAGGUUUUUAAUAGCAAGAUGCGAGAAUGGCUGUGCCCCAGCUCCCAAGCGGAGCACCCGUUGCCUUGUUUAGAGAAACCCCCUGAUAUUCAUCAGGCCCCAUUCAUGCCAGCCCAAUACGCAGGGUUCGGGGCACACAGCCACAAUGAACAAUUUGAUAUCAUAUUGUUUUGCCAUAGCUUGUACGGAAUUAAGCACAAAGCCGAUAUCGUCAAGCUAGCGGUGAACAUGCUUCGCGAGAAGCCGGAAGGCGCAAUGGUGGUGGUCUUCCAUCGAGAUGCGGGCCUGCGGGAGCUGGGCAGCUUGGUCUGUCACCGCACCGCUUCGCUGCCUACAGGGAUAAUUCGCAUACCGAACACUGACGAAGCCUUGGACCAAUUUAGUUCUUUCAUAGCUGGGUUCGCUGUACAAGAUGGCACAAUCCGAGACAAAUGGCGCGCCAAGUGCCGUUCCCUUGGCCACUCUGACGACGCCCACCCGGGCCAGCUCGAGUUUAGGUCUCCGGAAAUUAUGGUCACAUUUACUAGACACGCGGCAUCGCUCCAGGAACUCACUGCGCAACUCCCGUUGGUGGAAAGGCAACGAACCAUCAAAAACAGAGACGCCCGACUGCAUCAACGAGCGGCUAUCAUUAGGCCAACAGAAGUAGGACACAUUCAGGCGUGCGUACAGUGGGCUCUAAAGCACGGUGCCAGUUUGACUGUCAUUGGUGGAGGUCACAGCGGUCACUGUCUAUGGCCCAGUGUUGUCGGGGUUGACAUGAGUGCUUUCAAUCAAGUACAUACUGCAACAGCAACUGAGGAUCAAACUGACGGGUCCACCCCCUGCUCGAUAAUCGUCGCUGGAGCCGGUUGUACUUCCAUCGACAUAAUCCGUGCUGCCAAAGCAACUGGUAUAACGGUACCAUUGGGGACCCGGCCCAGUGUGGGUGCGGGACUGUGGCUACAGGGCGGCAUUGGACACCUGGCUAGAAUGUAUGGACUCGCAUGCGAUUCCAUUGUCGGUGCUGUACUGGUCUGUGUCCACACUAGCCAGGUGCUAUGCAUCGGCCAUGUACCAAAUGAACACCGACCAGCUGAUGCCGUCCGUCCAGAAAAGGAAGCCGAUCUACUCUGGGCAAUUAGAGGCGCCGGGACCAACAUCGGCAUCGUAGUCAGUGUUACCUUCAAGACCUACACAGCCCCAACCUAUUCUGUCCAAACUUGGAUCGUCCCGCUCAACAACAGCCUUGCCGCGCGCUGCAAGCUUCGUGAUUUUGAUCAAGGCAUCGCAGGGAAGCUCCCUCGCAGUUCCUCUGCCGACGCGUAUCUCUACACCGAGGCUGGCAAGCUUCAUCUUGGCGUGGCCAUGUUCGAAGCUCUUUCAACUGACCCUGAGAUGAUAUCCGAGAGAACGCUCACAACUGGACGACAUAUUCUAGGCCGAGAGACGAGUUCAAAGGUUGUCGAUUGUAUCGGUCUAUUCGAGGUUGACAUGUACAUAUCCGGCAUGCAUGGUGGACACGGCGGCGGGAAGACUUCCUCAUUCAAGCGGUGUUUAUUUUUGAAAGAUAUCGGGCAACCGAGUAUGGUUGACGCCCUUACAGCAGCUGUAACGACGGCCCCUUCGCCUUUUUGCUAUCUCCAUCUGCUCCACGGCGGAGGCGCGGUAGGUGAAGUGCCUCCCGAUGCCACUGCGUUCGGGUGCCGAGACUGGGAUUUUGCAUGCGUGAUAACCGGUGUUUGGCCGCGCGAUCUAGAUCAAACCCAUUUUGCCCGCGGGGUAGUAGACUGGGUUUACCAUGUUGCCAAUUCCUUGCUACCGUUAAGCUGCGGAGUCUACGGCGCAGACCUCGGGCCAGACCCCAGAGAUACACCAUUGGCAGCUCGAGCGUUCGGCCCUAACUUGUCGCGCCUAGCAAAUCUGAAGCAGCGGGUCGACCCUCAAAACGUACUCGCCUACGCCUGUCCACUGCCAAAGAAUACCCUACUCAGUAAUCCUAAGCUCAUAGUUGUGGUCACUGGCGUGGCCGGGGCUGGCAAGGACUAUUGUGCUGAGAUCUGGGCCUCACUGCUCGGUACGGAAAUGGGUCGCACUGCGCGCACAGCCAGUAUCAGCUACGUAGCCAAACAAGAAUACGCUGCAGCCAGUGGCGCAGAUUUUACUCGCCUGCUUCAUGACCGCGUGUAUAAAGAGCAACACCGACAGGCUUUGACGGCUUUCUUCCAGGCGCAGGUGUGGAAUGAGCCUUGGUUACCAGCGGAGCGUUUUAUGAGGACGGUCGACGAGUCCCGAGACGUGGAUGUGCUGUUGAUUACCGGAAUGAGAGACAAUGCACCAGUCCCAUCCUUUGCACAUUUAGUACCGACAAGGAGAUUACUCGAGGUCCAGAUCGCCUCCGGCGACGAGACGCGACGGACUCGUCGGGGUUUCUUCGAUCAUGGGCUUGCCAACAAUCCCUUGGGCUGCUCCCCCAAUUUUACCUUCAAUAAUGAGAAGCCCGGAGAGGAAGCCGCAAAGGCUUUUGCUAGACGACAUCUUGUUCCUUUCCUCCACGAGGAUCUGCAGCGCCUUGCUGACAUGGUGCGGCUGGUCCCCGAAUUCCCUCGCCCAGGAAUCGAGUUCCGCCACGUGCUUAACAUCGCCCAACACCCUGGCGGUCUUGCCCUUUGCACCUCGUUACUGCGGUCACACUUCGCUGGGGACUGGGCAAAAGUCAACGUCGUAGCGUGCUGUGAAGCAGGUGGAUUUGUCUACGCAUCCCCUUUGGCUUCCCAGGUUGACAAGCCCCUGGCUCUGAUUCGCGAGGCUGGGAAGCUCCCUCCACCGACUGUCUCGGUCCAGAGGUCUACCUCGCACAUUGGAGCUUCGGGGCCUACAAAUCCAACGGAUACCAGAAUCGAGCUAAGCCGAGAUGCAAUUCCCAGAGGCGCGUCGGUGGUCGUAGUAGACGAUGUGCUCGCUACAGGAAACACUCUCUGUGCAGUACUCCACCUACUACGAGAAGCCAGCGUACGCAUUGAGGAUAUGAGUGUGAUGGUGGUUGCGGAAUUCCCGGUUCAUCGUGGUCGCGAACUGCUGCGUCUGCGUGGCUUUGGCAGGGUCAAUGUACAGAGUCUAUUGGUUUACGAUGGCGUUUAG
Molecule: messenger RNA, 3426 nt
Organism: Aspergillus versicolor CBS 583.65
Lineage: Eukaryota; Fungi; Ascomycota; Eurotiomycetes; Eurotiales; Aspergillaceae
Exons: 1
Coding region: 1-3426 (1141 amino acids)
Biological process (GO): cholesterol biosynthetic process
Cellular component (GO): cytoplasm
Molecular function (GO): FAD binding; phosphomevalonate kinase activity; oxidoreductase activity
Source: RefSeq, a predicted model, not a curated record